Neltuma alba is the source of this 991-nucleotide messenger RNA. Its product is annotated as zinc-finger homeodomain protein 1-like. Gene Ontology annotation, biological process: regulation of developmental process; regulation of DNA-templated transcription. The record is from RefSeq and is a predicted model, not a curated record. The coding region runs from base 243 to 803 and encodes 186 amino acids. The transcript is spliced from 2 exons. NCBI's taxonomy places the organism in Eukaryota, Viridiplantae, Streptophyta, Magnoliopsida, Fabales, Fabaceae. Gene Ontology annotation, cellular component: nucleus. Gene Ontology annotation, molecular function: DNA-binding transcription factor activity; transcription cis-regulatory region binding.
AGAAUGAAGGCCAUGCAAGGCUUGAGAAUAGGCUGCUUGGUCAACCUGCAGUUGAUGAAUCUGUACGUACAACAUGUCGUGGCUAGUUGUCUACAAUGCUAGCAUGUCCGUGGAAGAGGGAACACUGUAAUUAUCUCGUUCAACCCUGUCCUUUUUGGUAAUUUCAUCCCUGGUCUUCUUUCCUUAUAUUCAUCAAAACCCUCCAACGGAAGAAAGAAAUAAGGUUAAGAAGGAGAUCCACCAUGGAAGGAGAAGGAGAUCACAGUCACUCAUCUAAUUCUAUCUACAGAGAGUGUCUUCGAAACCAUGCAGCCAGCCUCGGCAGCUACGCCACCGACGGCUGCGGCGAGUUCACCCUCGACGACACAUCUCCGGGAGGGUGUCUGCAAUGCGCCGCCUGCGGCUGCCACCGGAACUUCCACCGCAAGGUGACGUUCCCACCACCUCCGAGGGGGUUCAGCCGGCCGGAGCUGACGGGGGAGCUGAUGGAGUACAGCGGCGGGGAGGCGACGCCGCCGAGCAGCGGGAUGAUGGAGGCGGGGGAGAGAACGACGUCGGGAACUGGGAACAAGAAGAGGUUCAGGACGAAGUUCACGGCGGAGCAGAAGGAGAAGAUGAUGGGAUUUGCAGAGAAGCUGGGGUGGAAGUUGCAGAGGAAGGAUCUAGACGAUGAGAUCGAGAGGUUCUGCAGAGGAGUGGGAGUGAGCCGGCAAGUUUUCAAGGUUUGGAUGCAUAACCAUAAGAACUCUUCUUCAUCUUCUUCUGCUAAUUCUACCGGCAAUGCCUCCUCUCUUACCCAGUAAUAUAUAUAUAUAUAUAUAUAUAUAUAUCUCAGAGAGAGUAUUGUACUCAUCAGACUAAUUAAGCAGAAAGACGAUUAGUUCUGAAUCUUUAUAUUUAUGGCCUUUUUUCGCUUCCUUAAUCUGCAUGCUUGCUUGUAAUUUAUCGUCAUUGCGUCAGCAUACGGAAAUCUAUAAAGCUCUCUAUUAUU